AUGUCAAACGUCCGCAUUUCUAAUGGGAGCCCUACCCUGGAGCGCAUGGAAGCCAGGCAGUCGGAGUACCCGAAGCCGUCAGCUUGCAGGAACCUCUUCGGGCCGGUGAAUCACGAAGAGUUAAACAGGGACUUGAAGAAGCACCGCCGGGAGAUGGAGGAGGCAUGCCAGAGGAAGUGGAAUUUCGAUUUCCAGAAUCACAAGCCGCUGGAAGAUUCCUCUCCUCAAAAUAAAAGAGCCAACACAACAGAAGAAGAGGUGUCAGACGACUCCCCCAGUGCCAGUUCAGUGGAGCAAACACCCAAGAAAUCGAGCCCGAGAAGACUUCAGACGUAA
This is a messenger RNA of Eurypyga helias (sunbittern), 336 nucleotides long. RefSeq names its product cyclin-dependent kinase inhibitor 1B (p27, Kip1) (gene CDKN1B). Gene Ontology annotation, cellular component: nucleus; cytoplasm. Gene Ontology annotation, molecular function: protein-folding chaperone binding; cyclin-dependent protein serine/threonine kinase inhibitor activity. Gene Ontology annotation, biological process: regulation of cell cycle; G1/S transition of mitotic cell cycle; negative regulation of cell population proliferation. The coding region runs from base 1 to 336 and encodes 111 amino acids. The transcript is spliced from 2 exons. The record is from RefSeq and is a predicted model, not a curated record. NCBI's taxonomy places the organism in Eukaryota, Metazoa, Chordata, Aves, Eurypygiformes, Eurypygidae.